GCCAUUUCACAGCCAGUUCACCAACCGCCUGGCCCAGGGGUGUUUCCUGUCUGGACUCCACCGACACCCCCUUUUCUGCGAAGCCACGAGCGGAAGCCUGGCCCCUGGAAACGAACGGUGGCCGCGGGGAGGGUCCCACCGCGGGGAGGGUCGCGCUGCCCGGACAUGUUUCCCGGGCGCCAUGGACCCGAGGCAGGGGCCUUUCCUGAACAGAUACUACCCCAGCCCACCUCAAGGCUAUGUGCACAGUGAACUCAGACACCAGCAGCCGGGACCAGGAUCUUAUCCUAACAGUUUCCAGCUUCAGCAAAUAGAGUUUCUCAAGGGGCAGCUCCCAGAAGUACCUCUGAUUGGAAAGCAGGCACCAGUCCUGCCGCUGCCCCUCCCUGAAUUCUGGCCAAGGUUUCCAGGACCCCCUGCCAGAGGCAGGCAGCCGGAGAUCUGGGGUAUCCCCAGGGGCGCACCUCUCAGAAGUCAGGUGCUCCAGAGAGAAUUCCAGCUUCCUUCCCCACACGGCAGGAUUCUGCCAUGGAGGGGUGUCGAUAGGCUCUCCUCACACUUCCAGGACCUGCGGAUCGGCCUGCAGGGCCAGGAACAAAGGGUGUUAGAGCUCUUUCAGGAGCUCGGCGAAGGGAGGGUCACCACAGCGCAGGAUCUGGCUGCGAAGCUCCAAGCCCCCAAGAAGGAAGUCAAUCGCAUUUUGUACUCGCUAGCGAAGAAGGGCACGCUGCAUCAGGAGGCAGGAAGGCCCCCUCUGUGGAGACUUGCGGCCUCGGCCCCGCGCUGGAACCAGCCCAGUCAAGCACCGAGAGCAGACGGGUGUAGCCAGGGAGCUCCAGACUCAGCCCCCGGUUUGGAAGCUGAAGACAGAGACCCCACGUCCGGCUUGGAAGACCCUUCUGAGCCUGCUGACAUGGCCGAGAUCAGGGAGGAGAUCUGCAACUACUUGUUCAGUGUGUUCCAGUCCUCCGCUCUGAAUUUGGCCAAAAACAUCGGCCUCACGAAAGCCCGAGACGUCAACGCCGUGCUGAUUGACUUGGAAAGGCAGGGCGAUGUCUACAGGCAAGGGACAACCCCUCCCAUCUGGUAUUUGACUGACAAGAAGCGGGAGAGGAUACAAAUCAAGAGAAAUACGAACAGUGUCCCUGAAACCCCUCAAGCUGCUGUCCCUGAGACCAAAGGAAGCGCAGAGCUCCCUCCUUGUGACUCACCUGUGCAAGAUGCCUCCAACAGUGUCGCCACAGGAAACCUGGAGAAUGGGCAAGAACCGGUCAUAAAGUUAGAAAGGGAGCAGGAUGUCACCCCAGAACCAAUAAAACCGAAACCACCUGUCCGUGACAAUGGCCCCUCAAAAACAGGGUAUGUUGACUUUGAAAAUGGCCAGUGGGCCACAGAUGACAUCCCCGAUGACUUGAAUAGCAUCCACGCAGCCCCAGGUGAGUUUCGAGCCAUCAUGGAGAUGCCCUCCUUCUACAGUCAUGGCUUGCCGCGGUGUUCACCCUACAAGAAACUGACAGAGUGCCAGCUGAAGAAUCCCAUCAGCGGGCUGUUAGAAUAUGCUCAGUUCGCUAGUCAGACCUGUGAGUUCAACCUGAUAGAGCAGAGUGGACCACCCCAUGAACCUCGAUUUAAAUUCCAAGUUGUCAUCAAUGGCCGAGAGUUUCCCCCAGCUGAAGCUGGCAGCAAGAAAGUGGCCAAGCAGGACGCAGCCAUGAAAGCCAUGACAAUCCUGCUUGAGGAAGCUAAAGCCAAGGACGGCGGAAGACCGGAAGAAGUGAACUGCGGCUCCACGGAGAGAGAACCGGAGAAGACGGCAGAGGCCCAGCCCACCACCCCUUCAGCAGCUUCCUUCUUUUCUGGGAAGAACCCCGUCACCACAUUGCUUGAGUGUGUGCACAAGCUGGGGAGCUCCUGUGAAUUCCGCCUCCUAUCCAGAGAAGGCCCUGCCCAUGACCCCAAGUUCCAGUACUGUGUUGCGAUGGGAAACCACACUUUCCCCACUGCAAGUGCCCCCAGCAAGAAAGUGGCAAAGCAGAUGGCUGCGGAGGAAGCCAUGAAGGCCCUGCACGGGGAGGCGACCAACUCGACACCUUCCGAGACCCAGCCCGGAAGUACCAACACAGAAUCGUUUGAUAACUCGGAAUCUGCGAUGCCCAACAAGGUCAGGAGGAUUGGUGAGCUCGUCAGAUACCUGAACACCAACCCCGUGGGCGGCCUGUUAGAAUACGCCCGCUCCCACGGCUUUGCUGCUGAGUUCAAGCUGGUUGACCAGUCCGGACCGCCUCACGAGCCCAAGUUUGUUUAUCAAGCGAAAGUCGGAGGCCGCUGGUUCCCAGCCGUCUGCGCGCACAGCAAGAAGCAAGGCAAGCAGGAGGCAGCGGACGCCGCUCUCCGUGUCCUGAUUGGGGAGAACGAGAAGGCAGAGCGCAUGGGCUUCACAGAGCUCCCUCUCACCGGCAGCACCUUCCACGACCAGAUAGCCAUGCUCAGCCACCGGUGCUUCAACGCUCUCACCAACAGUUUCCAGCCCUCCUUGCUCGGCCGCAAGAUCUUGGCUGCUAUCAUCAUGAAGAAGGACUCUGACGACCUGGGGGUUGUGGUCAGCUUGGGGACAGGGAACCGCUGUGUGAAAGGAGACUCGCUGAGCCUGAAGGGGGAGACCGUCAACGACUGCCACGCGGAGAUCAUCUCCCGCAGGGGCUUCAUCAGGUUUCUCUACAGCGAGCUGAUGAAGUACAGCCCCCAGACUGCAAAGGACAGCAUAUUCGAACCUGUUCGGGGAGGAGAGAAGCUCCAGAUAAAGAAGACCGUGUCGUUUCACCUGUACAUCAGCACGGCCCCCUGCGGGGACGGCGCCCUCUUCGACAAGUCCUGCAGCGACCGUGCGGUGGAGAGCACUGACUCCCGCCACUACCCGGUCUUCGAGAACCCCAAGCAAGGCAAGCUGCGCACCAAGGUAGAGAACGGGGAAGGCACGAUCCCGGUGGAGUCCAGCGACAUCGUGCCCACGUGGGACGGCAUCCGGCUCGGGGAGAGGCUCCGCACCAUGUCCUGCAGUGACAAAAUCCUGCGCUGGAACGUGCUGGGCCUGCAAGGGGCGCUAUUGACCCACUUCCUGCAGCCCGUGUAUCUCCAGUCUGUCACACUGGGUUACCUUUUCAGCCAAGGGCAUCUGACACGUGCCAUUUGCUGUCGUGUGACAAGAGACGGGAGUGCAUUUGAGGAUGGACUGCGACACCCCUUUAUUGUCAACCACCCCAAGGUCGGCCGAGUCAGCGUGUAUGACUCCAAAAGGCAGUCCGGGAAGACCAAGGAGACGAGCGUCAACUGGUGUUUGGCCGACGGCUACGACCUGGAGAUCCUGGAUGGGACCAGGGGCACCGUGGACGGGCCGAGGAAUGAAUUGUCCCGGGUCUCCAAAAAGAACAUUUUUUUUCUAUUUAAGAGGCUCUGUUCCUUCCGGGGCCGCAGAGAUCUACUUCAACUCUCCUAUGGUGAGGCCAAGAAAGCUGCCCGUGACUAUGAGACAGCCAAGAACUAUUUCAAAAAAAGCCUGAAGGACAUGGGCUAUGGGAACUGGAUAAGCAAGCCCCAGGAGGAAAAGAACUUCUAUCUCUGUGGUCCCUCGACUGACCACAGGACAGUGUAGGGCGGGGCGUUUCACACCAGGGUGAGAGACGUCGGUCGGAGCAUCCCUCAGCACAUUGGACGUGGGGGCCUGUUUUUUCUUUCUCUUCCCUUUUUAAUGGAACCACAGUUGCUGGUACUGAGACCUCGGGGUUCCUGUUUGUCCUGCUUCCCUUGGGAAUACCAGGCCAGUUUCUCCAGGUCCCUUUUCUUUUCCCAAGGGGAGAGAAAAGGGGUUCUCUCGUCUCUCCACCCGACGCAUAAGCAGUCACUGAGCACCCGCAACCCACCUCCUCUUCAGUUGGGUUUGGGUGUUUUCCGUUUCCUUUCCCUCUGUCUGCUCCCCUGUCUUCUCGUGGUCAAGAGCAGGUUCCAUCAGCUCUGUGAGUCGUGUCAGGGACGAUGGUCUCAUGUGGGUGAUUUCAUCUGCAAGCCCCCCCACCCCUUCUGUGGUCACACUUCUCACUUUCCUCCAAGCAGGUGAGCAGGGGACCUACAGAGUCUAGUGAGGCAGUUAGAAGGACAGGGUUUGAAGCUGCAGUCAGCUAAUUCCUGGUGCCCAGUGUGAUUGGGAUCUGUAGACAAUACUCAUUGAUCUUCGGAUCUUGCACUUUAGCCAGCUGGGGAGGGGCCCAGAGGCAGGGACAGCUGCCUCUCCAAAGUGUGUCCCUUGCCCAGGUGGCAGGAAAGGUGAGGGCCAGCCAGACUGGACGAGGGAAUUGCCCGAGGGGCGGCUGAGAUGCCCCCUGCAGGGCUGGCCAGUCUGUUUCCCAGGGGAGCACAGGCGGGCCUUGGAGUGUCGCCAGGGCCCCAGCUGUCGCUCCUCCUAAAGCAUUCCUAGGAAUUCGCCCUGCCAGUACAGGGAUUAGGGCCUGGAGGGCUGUCCUCUUUCCUUAAGUAAACAGGACUUAGCAAGAACAAGGCAGAAACGAGGUCGGGGCAGGUCGCUGUCCCACCCAGCAUAUUUCUUAGGACAGCGACCCCAGGGGAGGCCAGUUAAGUCGUGGGUGAAUUAGGAGUGUUGAAAGGAAUGCCAUAAUUUGUAAUUGCACAGGUUGAAAUUCAGAUACAAUUUUCCAUUUAUCCAGGCGUUUAUCAUGCUUUUGUUCUGCUAGGUAGCUCCAGAAGGCUGUUCGCGGGCAGGUCGCACACCUGUGGUGUCCCUGCCUGGCGGGGAGUUCUUCAGGGUUGACGUGACAGCAGUCGUAGGGCAAAGGGCAGGUUGUCCUCAGAUUCUGUGAGGGGGAGUCCCCAGUCUACACCUUAAGUAAUGACACUUGUGGUCUGAGCCUCCGGCUCUUUGUGGGGCCUGGCUGUAGGCCAGCGUCAGGCAGACACGCUCCAGAGAGGCACAGAGGCCCUGCCGCCUCGCCACCUGCGCCGGCCUCUCUGGAGGAAUCUUCUCUCUCCGUCUGUGAACGUGCUGAGCCAGCACCCUCCAUGGUUUCCCACCCUCCCCUGCCCCACCCACUGCUGACUAGGCAACCCCGCCUGUCCCCCCCCCUUCAGCAGUAGGUAUGUCCACGUGUAUACUUUUGUUUUUAUUCUUGUAGCUACUGUUCCCAAAAACUGACCAAAUGAGAAACCCAAGUUUUAUUAACACACUUAGGGUGUCUGCAGACACCCGAGUGUCUGGAGGGGCUCGUAGGGAAACGGCGCUGUCUCCUGGAGCGGAGGGAGCCUGCCCGCCGAGUCCUGUGCGUCUGCUGAAGGCACAGUGGGCAGUCCUACCUCGGAGGCAGCUGGUCCUCCUGCUGCUCCCAGCUGGAGGCUGUCACCCGCUGGUUCCUCAGAAUAUCGCCCCCCCUGGUCCAUCUCAGGCACUAGAAUCUCUGGCUUAGCUCUUUAACCAGGAGCACAGGGCUCUCAAAAGACCAGAGACCCCGCUCACCCCAGGGUCUUAUCUAGCAAGCUUGAAGCAUUUGGUUUCUGCUGUAGGAAGAAAGCAAGGCACCCCGAACCCCCCGUGUCUGCUGGAAUCAAGCCUGUGUCGGGCCCUGCACAGCCAUGCCGCCCCCGCCCCAUGCCCCUCAGUCACAUGGGACAGAGGAGGCAGAGCCCGUGCCUGAAUCCCUCUCUUCACUUUCUCGUCCACUAUUUGUUUUUAAUGAGCAGGACCCCCUUCUGCCUCUCCCCCCACCUUUUUUUAAAUGAUCUUUGUAGUUGAUUUGUCUGAACUGUGGCUAUUGUGCAUUCUUUGAGUAAUCACUUGUAAAAGUUGUCGCUGCUCGAAGCUAUUUUCCUUUACUCACUUCUAAGAGAUUUUGCUGGUUUGGGGGUCCUGGCAGAGACUCCCAAGAGCAGAGUAGGGAAGAGCCCCGCGGGGACUUGGAUGCCACGAUGGCCGCAGUCAGGUUUUGAUUCCGCUUUGUGUGCCCCUUAACAGAGACUAACUGUCCACAUUCCUCCUGAAUAAAAGAUCUGAAUUGGUA
Messenger RNA from Phyllostomus hastatus (greater spear-nosed bat), 6059 nucleotides. RefSeq names its product adenosine deaminase RNA specific (gene ADAR). Gene Ontology annotation, molecular function: tRNA-specific adenosine deaminase activity; double-stranded RNA adenosine deaminase activity; double-stranded RNA binding. The coding region runs from base 182 to 3649 and encodes 1155 amino acids. Gene Ontology annotation, cellular component: cytoplasm; nucleolus. The transcript has 15 exons. The record is from RefSeq and is a predicted model, not a curated record. NCBI's taxonomy places the organism in Eukaryota, Metazoa, Chordata, Mammalia, Chiroptera, Phyllostomidae. Gene Ontology annotation, biological process: RNA processing; adenosine to inosine editing.